Molecule: messenger RNA, 1095 nt
Organism: Toxotes jaculatrix (banded archerfish)
Lineage: Eukaryota; Metazoa; Chordata; Actinopteri; Toxotidae
Product: Golgi-associated plant pathogenesis-related protein 1-like
Exons: 6
Coding region: 149-598 (149 amino acids)
Cellular component (GO): extracellular region
Source: RefSeq, a predicted model, not a curated record
AUGUCUCCUCCUACGUAUAGAGAUGAGGAAGGAAAGGGAAGGCUCAUGUAAAUAAAUACCAGCUUCAAGACAGCAGAAGUAACUGUGUCUUUACAGGACAGGACCUUACGAGAGCACCCUGACUCAGCCUUCAUCACCACACUGUACAAUGGCAGAUUCAAGCUUUCAGCAGGAGUUCCUGGCAACCCACAACUCCUACAGGGCAAAGCACAGCACACCACCACUGAAAUUCAACAGUGAGCUGAGUGCUGCAUGUCAGAAAUGGGCCGAUCACUUGCUGGAAAGAAACUCCCUGGGCCACAGCGACACAAAGGAUGGAGAGAAUGUCUUCACUAUGUCCAGCUCAGCAGGUCUCAAGCUAACAGGAAAAGAAGCUGUUGAUGCGUGGUACAGUGAGAUCAAGGAUUACGACUGGAAGAACCCUGGAUUCACCGGCACUACUGGUCAUUUCACUCAGGUGGUGUGGAAAGAGAGCACUGAACUGGGCGUGGGCUUGGCCACCAAUGGCAAAAGGGCCUUUGUGGUGGGACAGUACCGGCCAGCUGGCAACAUGGCCAUGCCGGGAUACUUUGAGAAAAACGUGCUGCCAAAAGCAUAAAGGCUGUGAAUUUUACAGCUGGCAGUGGGGUGGGAGGUACAGACAAAACCUCCAGUGGGGGAGCUGGAGUGAGGCCAAGGAAAACCUGCACUCUGCUGUAGAUGACCUGGACCAUCCCUGCAACGCUCAGCGCACCACCUCUUAAUACUUCAUGUUGUAAAUACGUUUUUUUUUUUUUUAAUCUAAUAAGCCAGCCAAUCUUAUAAAACUCUUUUGAUUCAGAAUGCUUGUGAUUAUAAAUCAAUGUGGAAUAUGUUGGCAAUAUAUUAUGACACAAGGUCUAUUCAAAUACCGGUACUCACUCUCACACAACUGGGAACAUGAAACCAUGAAGUGAUGGAUUCAACAUGAAUACAAUCAAAUGUUCAUGUUACUGUGAUUCUUCUUCUGGUUUACAUCAACCACAUCUGUAUGAAUAUUCAAAAAUAUGUUCUGCCAUGAAAGACAAUGAAUAACGACACAGAAAUGACAAAAUAAACUGAUUUUAAAUAUCUACA